Messenger RNA from Parastagonospora nodorum SN15, 804 nucleotides. RefSeq lists its product as hypothetical. Gene Ontology annotation, biological process: transmembrane transport. The transcript has a single exon. Gene Ontology annotation, cellular component: membrane. Bases 1 to 804 code for a protein of 267 amino acids. Gene Ontology annotation, molecular function: transmembrane transporter activity. The record is from RefSeq and is a predicted model, not a curated record. Lineage: Eukaryota; Fungi; Ascomycota; Dothideomycetes; Pleosporales; Phaeosphaeriaceae.
AUGGUCCACGACUUCCCCGCCGAAGCCACCUUCCUCACCCCCGACGACCGCGCGCGUGUCCUCCGCCGUCUGCGCGCCGACAAGCAAGCCUCUGCAUCCCACGAAUCCUUCCAAACAAAGUACUUCUGGCAAUCUGUCAAAGACUGGAAAACGCUCAUGUUCGCCAUCAUCUACAUGGGCGCCGACGGAGCUCUGUAUGCCUUCUCGCUCUUCCUCCCCACCAUCAUCUCUCAGCUCGGAUACAAAGCAACGACAGCAAAUCUCUUGAGCGUACCACCUUAUGCCGCUGCUGCUGUUGUGACAGUCUUCAUUGGCUGGCUCGCCGACCGCACGCAACAGCGCGGUCUAUGCAACAUCGGCAUCUCACUGCUCGGCAUGAUCGGUUUCUCAAUGCUUCUCGGCUCCAAUCGACCUGGCGUGCAGUACGCAGGCACGUUCCUCGGCGCAAUGGGCAUAUACCCGUGCAUUGCCAACACCAUCUCGUGGGCCAGCAACAACGUUGAAGGUGUGUACAAGCGCGGCGUGACGCUCGGGUUCGUUAUUGGGUGGGGCAACUUGAAUGGCGUUGUGAGCUCGAAUAUCUACCGGCAAAAGGAUAAGCCAAGGUUUUUUCUGGGGCACGGUGUUGUGUUGGCGUAUUUGACGCUGUUUUUGUUUGGCGGGAGUAUUGUGACGAGGACGCUUUUGGCGGCGGAGAAUAGGAAGAGGAGGAGUGGGAAGAGGGAUGGGUGGAUGGAAGGGAAGAGUGAGGGGGAGGUGGCGGAGAUGGGGGAUAGGAGACCGGAUUUCUUAUAUACGUUGUAG